AUGAAGUUCUUCGCCUCUACUACCACCGUCACUCUUCUCUCUCUCUUCCUGGCUGCAAUCUCGUUCUCCCAUAACGGUUUGGUAUCUGCCGAAGCUCUCGCUCCCCGCGCAUCUGGCAGUCCCUCUUGCACGUAUUCGUGCCCGACCCUCAAUCUCAAUGGAAAAGCGAUCGAUACCGUCGCUAGUUCCACUACUACUAGUGUCAGUUGUCUGUAUAAAUCUGCGAACGGUGUAUGCACGUACUCUAAGACCAGUGGGCUCCUUACCAAUAGCGCCAGUGGUGCCCCGGCUUCAUGCCCCACGGUCGGGACGAGUUCUUGCACAGCGACGAGGAAGCGUACGCCAUUGGACGAGAUCGUUGCGGCUAGGUCAUGGAAGCCAAGGUCCGCGAGGAGGUCUUCGAGCGAGUAGAUUUUGGAUGGAUGUGUUGUCGCACAGUCGCGUCUCAUUCGGCACUGCGCCAUUGGCAUAAAUGACUCUCACUGGUUAGCGAGAUCACGACGAGUCCGAAUGCAUACUUUGCUCGUGCUGCGAAUACCUUUGUUGUGCUGUCCGAUAUCUUACGUUCCUACUUCUUUCUCUGGCCUUCGAGAACUGUAGCUCGUUUACGAUACCCUUCCUAUCUGCCUUGACUCCCGUUUUUCUACCGGAGUGCGAAAAUGUACUCAGUCUAUCCAUGCUAGAUGGUUAUUACUUGAACUCCAGUACACUACAUAUCAGUUGCGUCGACUAUGGAGGGAACGACUGGGUUGGGACCACUAUAUUUGCCGGUGUCCUUCGUCCAGCGAGAUUCAGAGCCUUUUGGAGUACCGUACUGAAGACCUUCGUCAAUUUCCACAGCAGGAAUUAGUUGAACUGUAUAAUAGCAUACCC
Molecule: messenger RNA, 873 nt
Organism: Stereum hirsutum FP-91666 SS1
Lineage: Eukaryota; Fungi; Basidiomycota; Agaricomycetes; Russulales; Stereaceae
Exons: 4
Coding region: 1-411 (136 amino acids)
Source: RefSeq, a predicted model, not a curated record